AUGGCCGACUCUCUCACCGAGGAGCAAGUCUCCGAGUUCAAGGAGGCCUUCUCCCUCUUUGACAAGGACGGUGAUGGACAAAUCACCACCAAGGAGCUCGGCACCGUCAUGCGCUCUCUGGGCCAGAACCCCAGCGAGUCUGAGCUGCAGGACAUGAUCAACGAGGUCGACGCCGACAACAACGGCACCAUUGACUUCCCUGAGUUCCUGACCAUGAUGGCCCGCAAGAUGAAGGAUACCGACUCGGAGGAGGAGAUCCGCGAGGCAUUCAAGGUCUUCGACCGUGACAACAACGGCUUCAUCUCCGCUGCCGAGCUCCGUCACGUCAUGACCUCGAUUGGCGAGAAGCUGACCGAUGACGAGGUUGACGAGAUGAUCCGCGAGGCGGACCAGGACGGCGACGGCAGGAUCGACUACAACGAGUUUGUGCAGCUUAUGAUGCAGAAGUAA
Molecule: messenger RNA, 450 nt
Organism: Lasiodiplodia theobromae
Lineage: Eukaryota; Fungi; Ascomycota; Dothideomycetes; Botryosphaeriales; Botryosphaeriaceae
Product: calmodulin
Exons: 6
Coding region: 1-450 (149 amino acids)
Biological process (GO): spindle pole body organization
Cellular component (GO): central plaque of spindle pole body
Molecular function (GO): calcium ion binding; enzyme regulator activity
Source: RefSeq, a predicted model, not a curated record